CUAAAGUUAUCACAACGGUUCGCGACGAAAAUAUGAAAUACAGACUUAAAUCAUAAUGUAUAAUUUUAUAAUGUUUUAUAUGUCAAUGUAUUGUAGUACCUAUUACCUAUAAAUUAUUGUAAAUAAAUAACAUAAAUAAAAUGUGUCAUUUGUAAAUCAUAAUUUUACAUUAAACUCAACGAAACGUCUUAUAAAUAUUUUAUACGAGAAAUGAUAGUUAUUGUCGUCACUCGUCAAUCAUACAAUAGCGAUUAAACAGUUGUCUGCUGGACUGAGACAAACUUUAUUUAAUUGUCAGUAUUAUUUUGUCAAAUCUACGUCUACAUCAUGACCAAUAUAUACUUUCCUUUUUACAAGUUCUUCAAAGAUCCAUUGCUUAUAAAAGCUGAAAUUAUUUAUGCUUUACAAGAAUCCAGAGACAGAUGUUUGCACCACAGUACAAAAUUUCUAUCAGAACUAAUGAUAACUUUAAAAAAUAUACCUCCAUAUUUUGAAUUUGAAAAUGAAAAUAAUGAAUUCAUACGUUUUGAGUUAGAACCAGCGUUUACAAAUUUAGAAGACUAUUUGGUGUAUUUUAAAGCACGUGCAUAUUUUGAUCUAGAAGAUUAUCCCAGCUGUGCACACAUAGCAAAACAUACAAAUAACAGCAAAUCUAUGUUUUUGCAUUAUAUGGCUAGAUAUUUAAGCAUUCACAAUGAAUGUAUAUAUGAGCGAACUAACUUAUUUGAUUCGUUUAAACCAAUUAAUAUGCGAGCAUAUAUGGAAUUAUUAGAUGAACUAUUAAUACUCAAUGUAUAUGGCAGUGAAGAUGAUUCUGAUGAAGAAUCUGAAGAAGAAACACAAUCUCAAGAGACAUUGGAUAUUGACAUAGUUAAUCAAAAACACUCUGUACUACAGCAAGAAGAUGAUUCCACUCCUAAAGGAAGACGAUGUAGUAGACGACCACGUAGUUUAAGAAUUGAAAAAGCCAGUACAACUACUCUAGGAAAAAAAAAUAAAAUUACAAAACGCAACAAUACUACUAAAAAAGUUAAAAUUACAGCACUAGCUGCUCAAUCAGAAAAUAAUAUGUCUGCUGGUGAUCACAAAGAAGCUCGAAUUAAACGAGAAGAUCCAUAUUUGUUAUGGCUUACAGCUGUUAUGUUAAAAAGAAUAGAUAGAUGUGAUGAAGCUAUAGAUAUAUUGGUCAGAGCAUUACAAAUUCAACCAUGUUACUGGGGUGCUUGGAUAGAGUUAGCAACAUUAAUUAAGGACUUACAUAUGCUUGAUGCAUUGAACUUACGACUUAAUGAAAGUAAAGAAAAUCAUUGGAUGCAUCUUCUUUUUAUUGCACAUAUGUAUGUUGAUUUUCAAAUAACUGAUCGAGCAGUAAAUAUAUACAAUGAUAUUUUGAAGCUGGGCCAUACUGUUUUUCAAGAUUGGCCAUAUCUACAAGCUCAAUUAGCUAUUGCACAUCAUAACAAGCGUGAAAUCUCGCAUGCAAUAGUAUCAUUUAAAACUGUUAUGGAAAUGGAUCCAUUCAGAAUAGAUAAUUUAGAUCUAUUAUCAAAUCUUAUGUAUGUCUGUACUAGUCCUGAUGAACUCGUAGUUUUAUCCAAGUAUGUAGCGUCUAUUGAUCGUUACCGUCAAGAAACUUUAUGUGUCCUCGGGAAUAUGUAUAGUUUAAAAUGUGAUCACGCCAAAUCAGUUUUGUAUUUUAAAAAAGCUGUGAGAAUUAAUCCAUUUAAUGUAACUGCUUGGACUUUACUGGGACAUGAAUACAUUGAAAUGAAAAACUCUUAUGCCGCCAUUAUUUCAUAUCGUCAAGCUUUAAAAAUAAAUAUAAGAGAUUACAGAGCUUGGUAUGGUUUAGGUCAAAUUUACGAACUAGUAAAGUUGCCGAAUUAUGCAUUAUUUUAUUUUACUCAUGCACGUGAUUUAAGGCCUAGAGAUUAUCGUAUGCUAGUUUCAUUAGGAGAAAUGUUUGAGCGUGCUGAUCGUAUUUUUGAAUCAAUGGCUUGUUUCUAUAAAGCCUUAUUUUACGAUACUGAUGGAACAAUAAUGCUAAAACUUGCAAAAUUUUAUGAUAGAUAUGGCGAUUGUAGCAAUGAAUUAACCCGUGAACAUUUUAGUGUGAUGACUAAAAGAGCUUUGCAAGUUGGAAUAAAAAAUAGAAAUACUAUUGAGUUGAAUUUGAUAUUAAGCAAAAUAUAUUUAUACUUGGGACAUUAUUAUAUGGAUUUACAUUAUUAUGACCGAGCUAUUUCUUUGGCAGAAAGAUGUCGUGAUUUGUGGAAGGAUACAGAGACAAAUGUUUGUCAAUCCUUAAUAGUAAAUAAAGUAUUAGAACAUGUUAAUGCUUUAUUAGCUGAAAUUGAAAUUAGAGCAGGUUCAGAUAGCUCUCUCGCCUCAACAGCUGGUGCUAUUAAAGCACGCAGAUUUUUGUUUGGCCUCUAAUAACUUGACUGUGAAAUGUUUAAAUGAAACAAUAAAUGUAAGGUUAAACUUAUCCUGUUAAAUUAAAUAUUUAUAUAUUUGUAUAAAUUAAUAAAUUAUUUUUUUCUUAUAAAAUUGUCUAAAUAAUAAUGUUCAGUUUUAACAUUUUUUUUUAUAGUUGGUAUAGUAUAAAGGGAUCAUACAUAUCUUUAAAACGGGAUUAUUUUUUUUUAGAUCAUUAUGACACCGUAUUUUGACAAACUUAGAGCAGGACACUUUUGUUCCGUUUUUGGUUAAUAGUCUCAUUUUAAUAAUGUCUGUUUAAAGUCUAUUCACGGAAAAUAAUAAUAUUUUACUGUUUUUCCUUUGUAUUCAAUUAUGAACUAUAGUAAAACUCGCUUAUGAUGCUCUUCAAAGGGGCAACACUCUAAGAUAGUCUUAUUUGCCUAAAUUAAAAAAUAUAUAUACUUAUUAUCAAAUAUAAUUUAACAUAAUAUAAAUAAACAAAUUCAUUCAAAUAUUUA
Molecule: messenger RNA, 2939 nt
Organism: Rhopalosiphum padi (bird cherry-oat aphid)
Lineage: Eukaryota; Metazoa; Arthropoda; Insecta; Hemiptera; Aphididae
Product: cell division cycle protein 23 homolog
Exons: 9
Coding region: 328-2436 (702 amino acids)
Biological process (GO): cell division
Cellular component (GO): anaphase-promoting complex
Molecular function (GO): protein binding
Source: RefSeq, a predicted model, not a curated record